AUGCCCACUAUCCAGAACCUCCACUCUUUUGACCCCUUUGCUGAUUCAACUAAGGGUAAUUACCUGCUUCCUGCAGAUUAUAUCCAUCUAAGAAUCCACAGAAAUGGCAGGAAGACCCUUACCACCAUCCAAGGGAUUGCUGAUGAUUACAAUAAAAAGAAACUGGUGAAGGCAUUUAAGAAGAAAUUUGCCUGCAAUGGUACUGUAAUUGAGCAUCCAGAAUGUGGAGAUGUAAUCCAGCUUCAAGGGGACAAGUACAAGAACAUAUGUCAGUUCCUGGUAGAGACUGGACUGGCUAAGAACGAUCAGCUGAAGGCUCAUGGGUCUCAAGUGCUUGUGGCUCGUUGA
Messenger RNA from Fukomys damarensis (Damara mole-rat), 348 nucleotides. Its product is annotated as eukaryotic translation initiation factor 1-like. Gene Ontology annotation, molecular function: ribosomal small subunit binding; translation initiation factor activity; RNA binding. NCBI's taxonomy places the organism in Eukaryota, Metazoa, Chordata, Mammalia, Rodentia, Bathyergidae. The record is from RefSeq and is a predicted model, not a curated record. Gene Ontology annotation, biological process: translational initiation. Gene Ontology annotation, cellular component: eukaryotic 43S preinitiation complex.